This is a messenger RNA of Acanthoscelides obtectus, 300 nucleotides long. Lineage: Eukaryota; Metazoa; Arthropoda; Insecta; Coleoptera; Chrysomelidae. The record is from the annotation of a GenBank genome assembly.
CUCAAAAUUGUCGGUCCGUCAACUGUCAACCAUCUUUUAUGCAAAAACAUCAAUUUGGGCUUACACGUGCUUUGACUUCUCCUUGAAAGAAAAUCGUAAAAAAUGGACAAACCAGUAGUCACUGCCCGAGUUAUCAAAGUUUUGGGACGGACCGGCUCCCAGGGACAAUGUACUCAGGUCAAAGUGGAGUUCAUCGGCACUCAGAACCGUCAGAUCAUCCGUAACGUCAAGGGGCCCGUAAGAGAAGGUGAUAUCCUCACACUGCUGGAGUCCGAACGUGAAGCUAGGAGGCUGCGGUAG